AAAAACUCUGCAGCGGAAUCUUCACUGAGCCCCUCCGUGUACAACAAAGGGCAAUGUCAGUUGACCAAUGGGUUCAACAAUACAUGAAAGGGUUACAGCACAGGAAAAAUAUAUCUGUCAUGCCUACCUUGUUAAAUUAUUUUUCUCAGCAGCAACUAGAACAACACUUGACCACAGGUUUAAAAAAAAGGGGAAUGACCUAUCUUCCAUACUUGAUACAUUACACACAGACAAGGAAAUCACUGUGCUUUUGGUCAUUUCCUGAUGUCUUAGUCACGGGAGAAGUAACAGAUGAGCAAAAACGGCAGACUGUACUUGAGUCAUUCUGGGACGAUGCUAAAUCCCUGUUAACUGAUACCUUUAGCAUUUAUGUAAGCAAACUGCGUACUGCUUUUCCAGGAGCAGCCCCAAGAUUUGUCAGAACAAUAUGCCAGAGAGUGAAAACAGAGCACAAGUGGUAUCCUCAUGUUCUCGCUUGUGUGGCUCUUGUAGUAUUACAACAUCAGAAAUUCUAUAUUGAUUAUAGAAGUAUCCAGAAGAUCAGAAUAGCCUGGAAGCCAGCUGUGGAAGCUCUGUGUAUAGCAGGACUAGCCAAGGUGUCCAGUGGUAACCAACCAGUCCAAAUGAUGGGAUUUGAGCCUAGUCCAGAACUGAUGAACAUUCUAGCACAUGAACAUUACAUUGCUCAGUCAUUGCCAGUGACUAAGGGCACUGUAGCUGUCCGUGCUGAUUUGAGUGGCAUGCUGGAAGAACUUGAUGCUGUUGUUACAUCUGAUAAUGAGGAGGCAGAAGCUUUACAAGAAAUCCAUCCACCAUUUACAGGUCCUUGGAAAUUAAUAGAGAUACAUUUAUUGGAGGAAGUUACAUCUCUUCCACAUUCCACACAGCUGGAGAAGUAUCAUAUUUUUACAAGAAGGAUGAGGAAGAAUCACAAUAGGCAUCCACGCUCUUGGGUUGGUUUCAAAAGGAGGAUUGAUAGAACUCGGCACCAAACCCAGAACAACCCGGUUUCUGUAGUUAGCUGCUGGUUUUCUUCAACAAUCCACAAGCAAUAUAUCAUGGAUCAGCGAUUCCUGCAUGGUCUGAUUUUGAACAGACAACCACUCUAUCCUGUCUGUAGAACUUUGGCACAUUCUGGAUAUGGAAAUUUAAAUGAAUGUUAUCUAUAUAAUUCUUCUAACCCUAACUCUUUUUACAAACACAGGGAAUCUGUGAUGAGAUUAAUUUAUUUUUGUGGUACUUGUAUAAAAUGUAUUUUAUUCAAUACACUGUAAGUGUUACUUGUACUUAUAACAGGUUGCCUGACUGUACAAUUAAGGUGUUACCAAUAAUGAAUAAAAAACAUAAUCUUUAUAUCUUCUUUCUUAAAAUGCCCCCAGCUCAUUUAAUCUCGGGUUUGUAUUAUUUUUUUGACUGAUAAAAAUGA
Messenger RNA from Xenopus laevis (African clawed frog), 1426 nucleotides. RefSeq lists its product as uncharacterized. The record is from RefSeq and is a predicted model, not a curated record. Bases 54 to 1274 code for a protein of 406 amino acids. The transcript has 2 exons. Lineage: Eukaryota; Metazoa; Chordata; Amphibia; Anura; Pipidae.